UUUAUACAUGUCUUUACACAUAUCUAUAUACAUGUCUUUACACAUAUCUAUAUACAUAUACAUGCAUUUAUACAUUCCUUUAUACAUGCCUUUAUACAUGUCUCUAUACAUACUUUUAUACAUUCCUUUAUACAUGCCUUUAUACAU
Messenger RNA from Limulus polyphemus (Atlantic horseshoe crab), 147 nucleotides. Its product is annotated as bromodomain-containing protein DDB_G0271118-like. The record is from RefSeq and is a predicted model, not a curated record. Lineage: Eukaryota; Metazoa; Arthropoda; Merostomata; Xiphosura; Limulidae. The transcript is spliced from 2 exons. The annotation marks the transcript as partial.